Molecule: messenger RNA, 4377 nt
Organism: Musa acuminata subsp. malaccensis (wild Malaysian banana)
Lineage: Eukaryota; Viridiplantae; Streptophyta; Magnoliopsida; Zingiberales; Musaceae
Source: RefSeq, a predicted model, not a curated record
UCUCCUCAUGUGUGUCCUUCCUCCCUUGACCUUCGGAGCUCUAGUUAUUCCGUCGCUCUAAACGAAGGGAAGGGAGGAAAAUGAUGGGAGAAAGGAGGAAUUUUUUGUUCCAUAAUCCACUCCUUUUCCCAUCAGAUUUGUCCUGAAUUCCGGUGCGGGUUUGCUGAUCGAUGCCGGAAAACUUCGCCGCAGGUAGCUAAAUUGUGCUGCAAAAAGAGCUGCUUCUUCUGUAAACAACUUGGUGAUCGUGUGUGUAGGUGACAGAAUCGUCUCUAGGGAUUGCUUCUUUUAAGCAAUUUGGAAAGUUGAUGGGUAUAUUAGAAGCUUAGGGUGAUAAGAAUCGCUACAGCCAAAUUCUGAUGCCAGAAUCCAUUACUUGGGUUCAGAAAGUAGCAUUGGGUGAAUAUCCAAAAUGUAAGAGAUGGAGGGGGAUGCGUGUUUUAGAGGUUAUACAAUCCAUAUGACGGACAACCAUGGCGUACCAUAUCCAUUUGGUCUCUAGUUCAUGUGCCUUGGUAUGUAUAUGAUCUAAUAGGAGAGGAAUUGUUUGUGGAGUUUCUUCAAGAUUGAGCCACUUUCACACAAAAUGGAUCGAGGACGUAUAAAAAGAGAUGGUUGUAACAAUUACCAGAAUUUCCAUUCAGGCUAUGAAGAUCUGACAUGUCUUCUUGGUCUGAGAAGAUCAGUUUCUACAGUAUAUUCUGAGGUUUCAAAUUCUAGUUUGGCCACAGGGCAAGUGACGGAUGUCAAGUGCAUGGGAUACUACGCUGAUCAGAGUCAGACCAACAAAAGUCCUACUGAGGAUGAUCAGAGGGUGUCUGACAAGUAUCGGGAUGAGCAUUCUGAAACCUGUUCAUUUUUACGGCCAAUUCAAGUUUGUCGUCACGACUGUCAGGGAUCUGCAGCCUCGAGUAGCCCUCAGUCUGGGAAGUUGAAGCUCCUGUGCAGCUUUGGUGGAAAGAUCUUGCCAAGACCGGGAGAUGGGAAAUUGAGGUACGUCGGUGGUGAAACUCGAAUUGUUUCCAUGGGUCAGAAUGUUACAUGGAAAGAACUGAUGCAUAAAACUUUUGGCAUUUGCAAGCAACCUCAUACGAUCAAGUAUCAGCUUCCAGGUGAAGAACUAGAUGCUUUGAUAUCUGUUGCUUCCGACGAGGACCUGCAGAAUAUGAUGGAAGAGCACUAUGGGGUUGAAAAGGCUGAUGCUUCACAGCGACUCCGAUUAUUUCUUAUCUUUCUCAAUGAGUCUGAGAACACUUGUCUAGAUUCAUUAGGACUGCAGAGCAACUCAGAGUAUCAGUAUGUUGUCGCCGUUAAUAACAUGCUAGACCCGAGCCCGAGAAAGAACUCGAGAAGAAAUAGCUUCUCAGGUCAAAUGGGAUGUCAUCUGGAUGAUUCUCCAAGUUUGCACAAAGAGUCUCCUUCUUGUCCUCAAUUCGAUGCACUCGAUGGGGCGAAGGCCCAAAACGGUAUCGGAAUCUUCAAUCAUCAUCUUUCCCCUCAGUUCUUUAUUAACUCUCCAAGUGGACUGAAGUCCCCAUUCCAAUCACCUCCUUUUUCUCCAAAGCCAAUUCAGCAACGAGAUACGAGAUAUCCUCAGGAGCAAUCCGUGGAUGAUCAGAUAAAGCCCCUGCAACCAUUGGGGAGUUAUUAUGUUUUCGAUACAGGGUAUUCUCCAAGUGCCGCAGGAGCGAAGCUUCAUGAUAACUCACAUACUGAUGUUGAUCUGCCACUCAGAUCCCAUGCGGGAGCACCAUUACAAGAUCACAGUCAGAUGAAAGGCUUGGUUAAGCCACUGUUUACCCACAGUGAAACCAACCUUGCUGCAUAUCCUCGUUGUGAAAUACCUCCUGCAAUGGAUAUAUCUUUUGAUUCAAAAAGACAUCUUGGACGGGCAGCAGAAAACUUGGGUUGGGUAACAGGAUCAGAUGUUUCACUCGCUGCGUUUCAAAUUGCGCCUCAUGAGUGUUCUGAUUCAUUUCUUCAGAAUCAGCAUGAAACAAUGAAACCAUACACGAAGGUAUCACCAUACUCUGAGCUACGCAUAGGUAACUUGGAGGAAGGAUCAAGGCCACGACCGAGUCUUCUCUUUGAAUCGCAAGGAACCAUGCCUACCGAUGCUCAGGUUCGCUUUUCUCAGCAGCCAGAGCUAUGUGGUAUAAAUUAUUUUCAUUAUCAGACUCUAGAUUUUACAGAUAAGGAGCAUCGGAAUAAAGAAUUGGUAGAUCAGGAUUUGCUACAUGGAUGUUCUUAUGAUAAUAUUAUGCAGGCUAUACACCCUCAGGAUAACAAGACUCGUCAAAAUAAUCGUUCUGAAGAAUCAGAAACUUCCAUUAAAGAAUGCAGAUUGCUUGAAGCUCGUCUUUCUUCUGAAGAGUUAGAGGCGCUAGAAACCUCUGUUCCUGCAUCUUCAAUCGUUUUAACUUCUGAUCCAGAUAAUCAUAUGGAGCACUGUUCUAGUGAGCAAAUCGAUGGAUGCAUACAAGACAUAUCUGUGAAAAUUUGUGGAAAGGUUAAUGGUCAGCAUGGCGAAUCAUUUCAGCUGUUAAAUUGUGAUUUUGCAUGUGAAGGUGGAAACACCAUUGCUGUAUCUCCUGUUCCCUGGCCUAAGGAUUCUUUAGAAACAGUGAACCAGAAGAAAUCUGCCGAACAGAUGGCUAGAGAAAGCUCUGGUGACAGAGACUCAAAUGGCGUAGUCGACAUACCAUCAAAUGCCCCUGUCUCUCAUUUUCCAUCUGUCAUAAUAUCUCAGAAUAUGAAGAAUAACCAAGAAUAUGGUGAUCUCGACCAGGACUUGCUUGACCACGACCUUCCUAAUUGGUUUUUGUCAUGGACUCCUGCUAUCACUGAAAAUUCAGAGAGAGAAGUUUCUUGCCUUGAUCAAAGCGUUGUUGAUUUUUCAGAUUCAGGUUGCAUUGUAAAGGAAAAUGGCUUCUGCGGUCAUAAGCAGGUGAAAGAGAAUGGCAAACAAUCUGUACACGAGAUGCAUGACAAACAUCCAAUCGAGGGAAUUGUUACGGUUGAGGAUGUAACUCAUGCUGUUCCGUCAUCCAUCCUGUUUUCAGCAGUAGUUGUUCCCCAUGUACUUCGUGAGACUGUUAAAGAUGCAGAUGAUGAUGAUUCCUUAUUGCCAGAAGUGACUGAUGCUGGGAUCUAUCCAGCAGAGUCUGAAACUGAGGAUAUGAAAGCUGGAGUAAGAGAACUGGACGAAUCUAUAAGCGAUGCUGCGAUAGCAGAAAUAGAAGCUGGGAUCUAUGGUUUGCAGAUUAUAAAAAAUGCUGAUCUUGAGGAGCUACAUGAACUGGGAUCUGGUACUUUCGGAACUGUCUACCAUGGAAAGUGGCGGGGAACAGAUGUUGCAAUCAAACGUAUCAAAAAAAGCUGCUUCGCAGGGAGAUCCUCUGAGCAAGAACGACUGAGCAAUGACUUCUGGAGGGAGGCACAGAUUCUUUCGAAACUUCACCAUCCAAACGUGGUAGCUUUUUAUGGGGUAGUUCCAGAUGGUGCUGGGGGAACAUUGGCCACCGUCACAGAGUUCAUGGUGAACGGAUCACUCAGGCAUGUCCUGCUAAGGAAGGACAGCGCACUUGAUCAUCGCAAAAAGCUUAUAAUCACGAUGGAUGCUGCUUUUGGGAUGGAAUACUUGCAUUCAAAGAACAUAGUUCAUUUUGAUCUCAAAUGUGACAACUUACUAGUGAAUCUUAGAGAUCUCCAGCGACCGAUAUGCAAGGUUGGAGAUUUUGGAUUGUCAAGAAUUAAAAGAAAUACCCUGGUUUCUGGUGGUGUGCGAGGAACCCUCCCAUGGAUGGCGCCGGAACUAUUGAAUGGGAGCAGUAGCAGGGUUUCCGAAAAGGUUGAUGUUUUCUCUUUUGGAAUAGUUAUGUGGGAAAUCCUGACAGGGGAAGAACCCUACGCGAAUAUGCAUUGUGGCGCGAUCAUAGGUGGAAUCUUGAACAACAAGCUUCGACCGCCCAUACCGGAACGUUGCGAAUCCGAAUGGAGAAGGUUAAUGGAACAGUGUUGGUCACCGGAUCCCGUGGCACGGCCCUCAUUUAGUGAGAUAACCGACAGACUGCGUGCCAUGUCCAUGGCAUACCAGCAGAAGGCACAGACUCGAGCAAACAGAUGAAGCUGCCAAUUAGGGGAUACUUUCCCUUGAAAACACAGGCUUUUUUUCUUUUUCCUCUUUAGUCCUUGUUUUCGAGUGGCUUUAUGUCUUGAGUAUUUAUCGUCCAUUUGAGAAUUGUGGACAAGUGUAUUCCUUUUUUUCUUCCGGACAUGAGUUACUACCUAUUCUUUGUGGUGAUGCUACAACAUAUUCAAGUGUAUAAAGAAUUUUGUCCUUGUGUAAUGAGAUGAUAUGAUGUUAGUUUUGCUCAA